AUGGGGGACUACACGGGGCCUGUGAGCUACCCUCAAAAUGUAUUAGAAAAUGCACCAUUAACGCCGCCGCCAGUUCCUCCUCACUCAAUUCUCUCACUCAAGGAAGAAUGUGAUUCCGAUGAAGACACCUUUCCUGUUACAAGUAUUCAGAGACAUCCAUUGAAGAAGCAACUCCCGAACAUUCCGUCUCUGAAUGGACCGCCCAACAUGUCAAUUCCGGGAACGCGAGCUUCAUGGUACUCCUAUCCUUUACCGGAUGUGGACGGUAACCUUCAACCAAGGCAGCGGAGCCCUUUAUACAGCCUGAUUAUAGAGCUCAGUCAUCACCUCCAACGCAUCGAUACGACUUUGGAUGAACUUACAACGAAAUCGCUUGAAGCAGAGAGUGUCUCGCAGCUUGAGUUGGCUCGCGACGAGGCUCUGCGUGAAGACAUCGACUCUUCGUCGGAUCGCGUGUACUAUGCCAAGCUUGUGAUGGAUGCUGAACGCUCCACAGAUGCCGAGCUUCAGAUGUUUGCCGUCCGCCAUCGAUCAGAGACCUUCCAGUUGCUUUCUUCUCUUGUGAGUGUUCCUAGAUCUGCAGAUGAUGACCCGCAAGCAUUGUAUUUAAUGGGUGUUGCGUACAGCACAGGCGCACUAGGAUUGGAGAUCGACCACGCACUUGCAUUCCGUUUGUAUGCCGAUUCCGCCAAUCUACACCACUCAAACGGCGCAUAUCGCACAGCAAUUUGUCUGCAAAUGGGCGUUGGUACAGACCAGGAUUUAACAGAAGCGGUUUAUUAUUUUUCAGAGGCUGCUGCUAACGAACAUGUUGGAGCAAUGCAUCGGCUCGGUAUCAUCUUCCUACGAGGCCUGUACGGCGUGGAGCGCGAUGCUAGUCUGGGCUUGUGUUGGCUAAUCCAGGCUGCAUUAUCUUCUACCGUCGAGCAUCCACAUUCACUUUUUGAUUUGGCACAAAUCUAUGAAUCGCCAAAACCAGAGCAAAAAGGUCUCAUUGCACAGGAUAUGCAUAAAGCGUUCUUACUAUACUUCAAGGCUGCUUGUUUUAAUGUGCCCGAAGCACAGUUCCGUGUUGCUCUCUGCUUUUCUCAUGGCGAACUUGGCUGUCCUAUCGACACACAGAGAAGUCUUCUCUGGUAUACACGCGCAGCCAAUAACCAGUAUACGGAUGCAGCAUGGGAACUAGCCAAGAUUUACUACAACGGGUACUAUGGCAUCAACACAAAAAACGUUCCGCUUGCCAUCGAAUGGGCCAAAAAGGCAGCUGCUCGGAAGCACCUCGAGGCUCGGCAAUUUCUACAGACCAUACGCCUUUCUUCACCAUCCAGCAACUCAAGCAACUCAUUUGCGAUGCAUAACGAAACAACUACAUUUUGUUCCCCGGGCAAUUCGAGACACCACCGACUCAAAAGCAACAACUGUAUCGUCUCCUAA
Messenger RNA from Schizosaccharomyces japonicus yFS275, 1434 nucleotides. RefSeq names its product chitin synthase regulatory factor Chr2. Bases 1 to 1434 code for a protein of 477 amino acids. The record is from RefSeq and is a predicted model, not a curated record. Lineage: Eukaryota; Fungi; Ascomycota; Schizosaccharomycetes; Schizosaccharomycetales; Schizosaccharomycetaceae. The transcript is spliced from 3 exons.